GGUGGAAAAGCUCUUGAGUGGCAACGCCGUCUCCACUGCAUGCGCACUGCCCUCGUCUCUCCUUCUACUUGAUCGUGCAUUGUAGCAAUUUCCUGUGCUGCGGACUACUGUGCAGCGAGCCAGCUCGGCGCAACAAGUUUGCAGGAACCGUCGGUGCAGGUGGACUUGUCUCGACUUCAGUGCUGCUCCACUGCGCUCAUCCAUCCGCCGCUGCCUCCACCCUCCCCACCCCACGGAGUCACUCUGCGUGAACGCCGCGUCGCGUCGCAAGCAGGCCGGCAGGCAGGAGGGCACACUUUCACACGCGCAAGAAAAACGCUGUACCAAAACAUUCGUGACUCCGCGCCAAAUGCCCAACAAGCGCGCGUGAGUUCGUACUUCGAUGGAGAUCGCGGAGGCAAGAGGAGCAUCCAAGUGCGCGGAGAAGAUGGAGAAAGAAGUGGCGCCUCAGAAGCGACAACGUUGCCGCACGACGGCGCUGAACAUAAUCUCGUCUUUAUGCUCCGUGGCGUCCAUCGCCUUUUGCAUUCUCCUGAGCAUUGACGCAGCUGACGUUAAGCACCGGGUCGUGGACUUGCAGAGCGGGAAUGACGGGCGAACCCUUAUCCGCGCUCCUGGCUACUCCGUGGAUGAUUUGAAUUCAUUGAUCGACCGCAGAGUGGAUGAGCUGAUCUCUCAGCGCUCCUAUGAGAAUUUUGUCAAGAUUCGGACUGCGCGACAAACAUCCCCCGAAUGCAACUGCCCUCCAGGACCUCCGGGAAAGCGGGGAAGAAGAGGCCGUAAUGGAGAGCCCGGACCUCCUGGUCCCGCAGGUGCCCAGGGUGAAAAGGGGGAUCAAGGCGACCAGGGACCACGGAUGGUCUUCCCUAAGAUCAAUCAUGGCUUUCUUUCCGCUGACCAGCAGCUCAUAAAGCGACGGCUCAUUAAGGGAGAUCAAGGGCAAGCUGGACCACCUGGGCCACCUGGGCCACCGGGGCCUCCUGGGCCAAGGGGGCCCCCAGGGGACACGGGGAAGGAUGGACCCAGAGGUGUACCCGGUCUGGCAGGGGAUCCAGGGCAGCCUGGAGAAACAGGACUCAUGGGACUUGAAGGGCCACAAGGGGAGAAGGGUGUACUCGGACCUCCCGGCAAUCCAGGUGUUGAUGGACUGAAGGGGGAUGUUGGCAUCCCAGGAGUGGACGGUGUCCCCGGAGCCAAGGGUGAAAUGGGAGAGAGAGGCGAAAAGGGCGAUAUGGGUGAAGAUGGACCGAAAGGUGAUGUAGGGGAAAAGGGAGAUGCAGGUUCCUCUGCAGCAGGCAUCAAGGGCGAACCUGGAGAGCCUGGACGAAGUGGACUAAAGGGAGAGCCAGGACUUCCAGGGCUGCCUGGACUCCCAGGGAUAAAGGGUGAGCCUGGGUUCCUCGGCCCCCAGGGAGAGCCAGGGCUUCCAGGACUCCCAGGAACUAAGGGAGAGAGAGGCGACCACGGGCCACAAGGGAAAGGUGAAAGAGGAGAACUUGGACCCCUUGGACCAAAGGGUUCACAGGGAGAGUCCGGCACACCCGGCCCUAAAGGCUCAAAGGGCGAGACCGGAGACAAAGGAGAACUCGGCCCUUCUGGGCCGAAGGGCCCCCCUGGACAGAAAGGAGACCAAGGGGCCACUGAAAUCGUUGACUACAAUGGAAACAUUCAGGAGGCUUUACAGAAGAUUACCACAAUUACAAUCACGGGUCCUCCUGGACCUCCUGGGCCGAUAGGACCGGCAGGUAUAAAGGGGGAUCGCGGUGUGCCCGGUCUGCCUGGACUCGAUGGUGAAAGAGGCUACAAAGGCUCUAAAGGAGACAUGGGAAUGCCUGGAGCCUCAGGAGAGAAAGGGACAACCGGUUUAACCGGCCUACCUGGUGUAAACGGGGUAAAAGGGGACAAGGGAGAUUCAGGUCUGACUGGCCCUCAAGGUUCUUCAAUUGUCGGCUCUCCAGGGGCACCAGGGCCCCAUGGCCCCCCAGGACCUAUGGGCCCCCAUGGUUUCCCUGGAUCAAAGGGUGAACCUGGUAUGCAUGGUGUGAAGGGUAUUCGAGGAGAGGUGGGACACAAAGGGGACCGUGGGCCGCUGGGACUCCCGGGAGCCUCCGGCUUGGACGGCAAGCCCGGAAUUAGGGGCAUGGAUGGGCCUACCGGUGCAGCUGGUCCCGCCGGGCCAAAGGGUGACAUAGGUGAGAAAGGAGUCCCGGGUGAACCAGGACCAAGGGGACCUUAUGGACUACCUGGAGCCGCUGGAACACCAGGCUUGGAUGGGUUACCAGGCUUAAGGGGAGAGAAAGGCGACAUUGGGGAAAGAGGAGAAAAGGGUUUCCGGGGAUUUAAGGGUGAAAAGGGGGAACCGGGUCAGCCAGGUCUGGACGGGCUGGAUGCCCCGUGCCAAUUGGGCCCGGAUGGAUUACCAAUGCCUGGAUGCUGGCAGAAGUGAUCACUCUAACCUGAAACGCAUGGAGUUUGUAAAUAAUGCUUCUUUUAUGGUAUUUAUAGUUUUUUUAAUGGGAAAAAAUAUAUGUAAAAGAAAAGAAGUCUAUGUGUACAACAGAAACAAAAAGAGAUAACCGUCCCGCGCCUCACGCUCUUAGCUGCUUCUACUCACAUCGCCCGUGUGGAAAACCAGAAAAAGACUUGUGUUACCCGCUUUCUCACAUCCACAUCGUGGUUGGAGUUCAGAUCCUUGGCUGGCAGCAGAACUUGGCUCCGUGGUCUUUGCAUGGCUCAGACCGGAGCUCCGCGGCCCGGCCCAGACUCGCAAAGAGUGAAAGGAGGUCGAGGAAGGAGGAAGAGGAGUGGGAUCUGGACUGGCUCUCUAACACCAAACGCUAGGUGUUCUGUGUUGUUUGGUCUCACCAAGCUCGCCGCCUGCUCAUGCAGCACCGUUUUUGAAAAGACACAACAACAAAAAAAAGAAAAGAAAACGAACUGUGCCAAACAGAACAUUGCAACUCUGACCCUGCAAAAGCAUGAGUAGUACUGAAACUAUAUUUAUAUGUACUGUACAUACAUGUCAGUGUUUUGUGGUUGCAUCACGGCUUUUGCGGAGAAGAAAAACAACACUAACAUUAAAAAAAAACAAAAAAAAUACCCAGCUCUAAAUAAGUCAAUUCUGCUUUCCUUUAAUCUCCCCAAGGGAAUCACGCCGUGGCUGGUAGCCUGAACCCCCCCCCCCCACCACCACCCCUGAAAGCAAAGCUGUUGGUUAUUGUUGCUUUAUUGUGGUUUAAGGCCCUGCACGGGGGGGGGGGGGGGGGGGUAUGAUAUCAGCAGGUCUUCACCGUUGCCCUCGUGUGGCUUUAGCGUCCUCGUCUUCAGCGUGGCGCCUCCCACACCCACGUUGAGGGGAGAAGUCAGCAGGCCUCCCCCGUUUAGGAAAACACCUCAGCCCUCACACGGAUUUGAGAUGGGAGGGGCACGCUGCGGAUGCGCUCGGGGGGCCGGGGGGGGGGGGGCCCUUAAAAUGGAUUCUGCGGGAGGGUCCGCUGAGAGCCCCGUCGAUCUCCAUGGAGAUCAGCCGCCCCGCAUCCGGCUGAGCGAACGAGCGAAGGCAUCCACAUUUACAGAGAGCGAUGACAGAAUGCAAACAUGUCCAUUUCUUUCUUCCUUCUGCUCUCAUUCUUUGACAUUGUUUGUAUUUUGUGUAUGAUAGCCUUUGGUGCCUCAAGCUUUUAUUCAUUCCUUUAUCCGAAAUGUUUAACUUUAUAUUGUAUUUUCAAUUAUUGGAAUGGUGUUUAUUUCAGGAGAGUAAGCUAUGUAAGAACAAGUGAGGUGUGGGGAGGGUAUUGAAAUGACACUCACUAUUUUUUUAAAAGGAAUCAUUUUUACACAAUGUUGAAAUAGCAGGGAGGUGACCGCUUCCAUCUCCACUGCCUCUGAUUUUACGGUUUUGAAGAUGCGCAUGUUGUUUGCGUAAAACAUAUCCAGCAUUGUAAAAGAAACACGCCUCUUGUUCAUUCAGGACUUGUUGUGUGAGAUUAUAGUUGUACAGUGUUGUCAAUUCACUGCAUGUACGCAAUCAAUACUUGUGGAUUUCUUAAAUAUUGAAAGCGAGCGUUAAAGGACGCACUGAGCAUUGUUUCAGCGCUGGGGCUCCUUUAGCUCAAACUAAUCGGAUUCAGCCAGACGUACUGUUGCUGUUGUCGGGUCACUUCGAACAGAACAAUCUCUGUGGCAUGAUGAUGCUGCUCUUUCACACCUCAUGUGUUCUUUUAGAAAAAUAUGGAAAACAUGUUUUUCAGUGCAAGAAAAGCUAAAUUUGACAGUAAUCGGUUAACUUCCGUUAUUACACCAUAGUCUAACUGGUGGACAUUUAUGUCACAUUCCAUAUCAGAUGGAGCAAGAAAAAGCAACAAUAAGUUUAUAGUUCAACAUAGUUUAUCCAUUUCAUAUUUCUUACUUUCAAAUUGCCAUUUGACAUAGUAGGUGCUAUGCGAGGUGACAUUUGAUAUAUUUAUUUCUUUGACAUUUUUAACCAGCUAUAAUGAUUUACCGGGGAAGAAACACCAACAUUUUGUUGUGAUGUAGCAGCAACCACAGCGCAAUUCAAGAGGAAUCUUUCCCAUAAGGUUUCUGUUUGAUUGUACAGUUCUUGUACAUCUGUAUAGAUUAUAAUGCUGUCUAACAGAAGGUAAACAACGGCUCAGUUGAUGCGCUCUAUUGGCAUGAACUUCACCACAGGUUUGUUUUUUGUUGGGGUUUUAUUAAUGUAACAAUUUCAAGUGUUUCUGUGCAUAUAUUUGUGUAUUUCUCUCAAUAUUUUACUUGCAAGUCAUUAUUUAUUUUUUUAUAAUUUCCUAAAUGAAGGCAUUUUGGUUCUAAACAGCAUUCCUUUCAGUUGUUUUGGCUUUUGCUCUCAGUUCCCACAACGUCUCUCUUGAUAUUCUGAAGCAUUUUGGAUUAUCCGAAGACGUCACAUAUGAAUUUGCAUUAGUGCUGCAAAUGCAGGAUGGUGAACAUUUACAAAAAGAACCAGACCAGUGUGUAGUCACUGAGCAUUUAAUCCAGAUUAUAUGCCUUACAGUGGUUUGUCUACUUUUAUUUAAUUUUGUUUGUCAAAACGCUAUCUGUGACAACAAAGUAGGCCCGAGUGUUGACAGGCCCUGUGAUCAUCACAGCUUUUUCUCACGUUGUCUCUUCUCUCUUUCUCUCUUUGCAUUGAAUGUAGUUUGAUAUAUGUAUAGUGGAUUAUUAAUGUACUGUUAGACUGUUCUCAUUUGACAAGAAGUGCAAUUCAUACUUCGGUUAAUGUGUGUAGCAUCAUACGCAGCUGAACCAUCACAUCAUUGUGAUUUCUAAUAGCUCUAUUUGAUCAGUCGUGCUGCCCUGUAUACCACUACCUGCUUUAUUGACCAGCAGACAAAGAAACAAAUGUUAACAAGGACCUUUCAUUAAAUCUCAAUUUUUGAUUGGUUGAAAUAUUUCCUCAGAUUCUGUCUCCUCUCCCGUGUUUAAAAAAGGUUGUUUCCAUUACUCAAUAUCUACUACAUUUUUGCAAUGAGUUUUUAUUUGUUUUCAUUUCCAAAUUUUGUUACAGUAUUUCUUUGACACGUUGCUGUACCUUUAGCAUGUGCAGCUCAGUUUUUGUCUUUUGUAUUUUUUUAAAUUCUAUUUUAUUUGUUUUUUGUUAGAUUGAUGUGGUGUUUUUUUUGUUACGUAAAAAACAAAUUACUUCAUUCUGCUUGUCGCAGAUGUGCCAAAAUAUAAUAAUAAUUUAAAAAAAAAAUCCAUAUCAGUAUUAGCAGAGUUCAGGUUAGGCUCCAAAAGUGACUGCAUGAUAAAAAAAAAAGCCACACUAUGUGGGAGUGGGUUGUGUGUCAUUGCAGAAAAGUCACGUCUUGCUCUGAAGAAAAACUAGCUUUACACCCAAAGUCCACUCAUCAACACAUCUUAUAUUGCUGAAAGGUAAUUGAAAAACUUGUGACCAGAAAUACACCGCAGCCUUACUGAAAUAAGUGUUUGCCACAUGCUCUCCGAGAUCAAACGCAGUCCUGGUUCAGGAGCAAAAUAACAGCAAAUUUCACCUUAUGGCUCUCUUUUAAAAUGGCUUUUUUAUGGUUGUGGUAUUUGUUCACUUUGUUCUGUGUUUGUAUUCCUCAGUUUUUUUACCCACUUGAUUGACAUUUCUUUAAAGACCCUGGUGUUCACACGCUAUUAUAUUUCAAGAUGACCUUUCGUAUUACUGUACUGUCAGAGCCAAAUAAACAGUCUUUCAAUUA
This is a messenger RNA of Pungitius pungitius (ninespine stickleback), 6227 nucleotides long. Its product is annotated as collagen alpha-1(XXV) chain. The record is from RefSeq and is a predicted model, not a curated record. The transcript has 38 exons. Bases 383 to 2446 code for a protein of 687 amino acids. NCBI's taxonomy places the organism in Eukaryota, Metazoa, Chordata, Actinopteri, Perciformes, Gasterosteidae.